This is a messenger RNA of Acaromyces ingoldii, 4413 nucleotides long. RefSeq lists its product as hypothetical. NCBI's taxonomy places the organism in Eukaryota, Fungi, Basidiomycota, Exobasidiomycetes, Exobasidiales, Cryptobasidiaceae. The coding region runs from base 1 to 4413 and encodes 1470 amino acids. The record is from RefSeq and is a predicted model, not a curated record. The transcript is spliced from 2 exons.
AUGUCGGUGGCCGCCGCUCCGCCUUCGCGGCCACCGCCGCCCCUGCCCUCAUCAAGCAGUGGCAGCGGCAGCGGCGCAAUGGCAAAGGCAAGGGCGCUUCCGCCAAUGCACAACGCGCCGCCCAGGUCCCCAAAGCGAAACAAUCGCGAGGCUCUGCCAACGUCUUCACCGACGCCGACGAUGAGGGACAGCGAAGGAAUGUCAACAUCCAAGUCAAGAGAAUUGGCCAGAGCUGUGGCCUACCAAGGACACAACCAGACGCUUUCGCAGUACAGGCCCAACUCGACAUGGUCCGAGGGCGGAGCCAGCGUGGUCUGGAGUGGCGAUGUGGCGCCGCCGCUGCCGAGUCCAGGCCUGAGCACCCGCAGCCAGGGAGACACGGAUGUCGAUGAAGCGACGAGUUUUGCCGAUGCUCAAGAUCGACUCAGCGAUGACGAUGGCGAUGUGGCUGCGCAACAGACGAGGCGAAAGGGCACCUCAGGCACGCAGCCUCGAUCCAAUGGCAGCUACUCUAAGGCAGCGAAAGCUAAGAAAAAGGCUGCUUCUCCGAGCUUGUUCAAGAACGAAUCACGAAGCACAGUCCUCAAAGGUCACCACGAUGACGAUGAGCUGGAAGAGGGCUACGAAGGGCAGCAGCAAGACGACGAGCAACGUGGCGGGGGAGGCCACGGCCAUGGCAGGAACACGAGCGUGGGGUCGAGCAUCUGGGCCGGCCGAGGCGCCAACAAGGCCGACCGCUUCGACGGCGCCGAUGCACCGCCCAUGCCCAUGUUCCCCACUCGCCCGCGUCACACCUUUGACCCGAUGAGGGGCAGCAUGGCGGAGACCAGCAGCAUGUACAGCGAAGGCCCCGCCAAUUUGGACGACGAUCGACGCUCCGACUUUGAUGACUCGCCCGAUGACCCUGCUCCGAACAAUGGUCAGCCUGCAGGCCGGAGCAUGGGCGACCUCGCUGCUCUGGGCGAUGAUGACUUUGAGAUGAUGCCGACCUCGCCAGUGGGCCCGUCAUCACCAACGCCACAACUACCGCCGCCGCCAGUAUCGAAGCGCGCGGAUGGAAUGACGGCGCACGCAAAGAGCGAGCCGCGCCGCUUGCCAGACGGGACAGUCGUCCCCAAGAUGCCACCGAUUCCCACACGAACAUCAGCAAAGGGCAUGACCAGCUCUUCGUCAUCAUCAUCCACUGCAUCGGCGACAGCUCCUCUGCAUGUCACAAAGCGAAGCAAAAAGGGACGGCUCAACCGAUCGCCGGUCUUGAGCUACGAGGAAGGCGCCGAAGAGGAAGAACGUCUCGUCCACGCCCUCGACAGCAACAACCAUGCCGGUAGACUGACGAGCAGCUUAGGCCCGCGGCUCAAGAAGAACAGCCCAGCACCCUGGGAACUCGAUGACAACGACGACGCAGAUGACGGCAUGGGAGGCUUGCCACGCAACUCAUCGAGCGGCACGUCGCGUGACUUUCCAUGGAGCGCGUUGGCCAGGCCUUCGACUGACAGGGAGAGGACGACUUCGCAUGAAACGGUCCCUAACCCUCCAUCUUCUACCAAGCCCGGUGGCGGCGGAGGCUGGGCAAGGCAGAGCAUGGAAUCGCUCCGCGGACGUUCGUUCCACUUGAAGGACAAGGACCACGAUCCUAUGCCAGCACCGUCGCCGCUUUCUAUGGGACAAAAGUCCAACGGGACCUCGAGUCAGAUUCCAGACGAAACCGAUCCUGUCGUGGCUGCUGCAAUGGCUGCGGCCGAGCAAGCGUCGAAUGCGUCAAGGCGGAGCAGGAGCAAGAGCAUCUCGAGCAAUGCCGCUGGCGUGCUCAAAGGUCUCGGCCUGGCUUCGAGCGCUGCCCCGCCAACGAAGAAAGGCAACAAGUUCGCAAAAGCUUUCCGCAUUGGAGGCAGUAACGCCGAUCAGAUGUCCAAGAAGGGACCGCUAAGCCUCAGUGCCGGCAUCUCCUCGGAUGACUACGCUCACCUUGCCAACAUGCCACCGAGCCCUCAGCCGCAGCCGCAGCAGCUCCCUGCCGUUUUUGUUGGAGGAAACAACUACAGUAAUAACAGCAACAAAAUGCAGCCGCCAUCAUCUCCUUACAGCAUGACGACGUCCAGCCCAGGUGCCUUGAGCCACUCGAGCCUUGCCCGGGACGGGAGAGAGAGCCACGAGAAUGUCUCUGCGCCGUCGUCUACCUCAGCGAAUCAAGCUACGCCCAAGAACCACCGGGCCCACCACACAGGUGGAGAUGCGGCCGAGCGCGAAAGCGGUAGCAUGGGAAGUCACAACGGCUCUAUUUCCAAUCUGACCAAUGGGUCGACGAUGUCGUCCUCGCUCGGCGCCACAGCCUCAUCGGCUGGCACGAGCCCCAUGGUGUCGCCUGCGAAGAAGCCGGAUCUCUCGGAGCUCUUGGUGACGAGCAACCAGAAGUAUCGAGACCAGGCUUUCACGCCCAAGACGAAAAUGGCCGCCAAUGGACGUUCUCCAUCCUUGGGUGUUGGACAGAGCAGUCCGAUGCAAGCCUCCUCCCAAGGAACGAGUCCUGCUCAAGCGACAACUCCGAGGAUGCCCUCCUCGCUCUCCUACAAGCGGACUUCGACCUUCACGCCUGACAGCACCUAUUCGUACCAACAGCAGCAACAGCAGCGAGCCCAGGCGACCGGCGAGUGGACUUCGCCCAGCAGCCCUCCUCCUGCCUGGAAGACAAUGGCUACGUUGGAGCAUCAGCAACUGAGCACGUCAACUCAUGAAAGCCAGGAGGGCAAGUCAAGGGCUUCAAGCUCGAAUGCUCAUACCCAGUCUCGCCCUACGCCAAUGGCUCUGCCUUCUGCCAAGGGUCAGGGCCUGAGCGUUUCUUCCCACGAAGAGGAGGCCCGUGCGGGCUCUGCCACACCUACGGCGGCUGUGGGCAUGGCAGCAAUGGUCUCAGCAAAUGCGCAGUCUUCGAACCACGAGAGCGAUUCGAGCGAGGCACAAGAGAGGUCCAGCCUGUCCGGCGUUCCCAUAACGGCUGGUGCCGGGGACAUGAAGCAACAUCCCAGCCUGGGUAACCAUGGCGGCGUUCCCUACAAGCUCAUUUCGCUCGAGCAGGCUCGACUGAACCAGAGCAGGGAACGGAUGGCCGACGCUCAGAGAUCCGUCUCCACGAACAGCCUUGACGGCGGCCAACGUGCAAGCAACACCAACAGCGGUCACGGCAAUUCGCUCGAGGCCAGUCAUCCUCCCUCUUCUCUCAAGAACAAGAAGAGCGGCUUUUUGAAGAUUUUCAACAAGGACAACAAAGCCGUGGACGAGGACGCAGCGAUGCCGUCGAUGCUUUUGUCAUCGUCAGCUGCUAGGGAGACGGAACACCACAGCGAGGGCCUUGGCCUCGUGGCACCUGCCCUCCAGCUGAGACCAAUGUCGAGCAUGUUCAGUGGUUUUGGCGCGGAUUUGCUAGCGCCAAAGCCGGAUAGCAACGACACUGCGCUAGAUUCCAUCGCCGAAGGCGGAGCUCAAGGAAAUUUGGAGCUACUCUCAGGCCCUUCCAAUCAGCUUUCGGCCCCUUCUCCUGCCAUGACGAGCCGGAGCGUAGGCGAGGUGUCGAGGACAUCUUCGCAGGCCUUCUAUGAAGACGCGCAGGAAACGGUAGCGACGGUCAACGAAGCGCAAAAGGUAAACGGGGCCCGUCCUACCUUGUCGGACCGCGUGCAGGCACCGGCUGCGAUUGUGGCCACGCCAUAUCGCAAGGGCAAGGGGCAGGGCGUUCCAUCUCCAUCUGCGCAAUCGCCCGGCUUCGAGAGCGCUCACAGCCACGCGACCACUGACGGCAGCGGUGACCCUGGUGCUGCUGCGCGAGUCAGCGAAUCGGCACCAAAUGCCCGCUACUUGAGCUCGCACCCGCAGCAGCGGCCUCACAGUACAGCCUCGGACCAGAGCGAUGCCUCGUCAAGCGCCUUGGGUCUCGUCAACGGCUUCCCCGCCACACCCAACACGGGCGCUAAUGCGGCCGCGGCAUUUGCCAACGCCGGCGAGAGGGCCGCUGCGAUCUCCUCUACCCGGAACAAGGCCAUCGAGCUCGAGGCGGAAAUGGCCAGGGUCGUCGCCGAGCUGGCUCAGCUUCGACAGCAGGCUGUCGAGAUGGGCCUGGUCAGCCAGCAGCCGGCUCCUGGCCUGCCCAGUAGCUCUUCCAAGACGUCACUCAAUGCGGCCUCGGACCAGCCAACGCCAUUACCGAGCCCCAAUCUCAGUGCGCCUGCACCACCGUCGCCGCUCCAGACGCCCAUCCCGCAAUGCAGUGCGUGCGGGUGCAACUGCGCAGAGCAGAAGCGGAUUCAGGCCCUCAACGAAGCAGCCAUCCUCAAAGGUCUGAGCGUGUUGGACAGAGGAAGAGCCCUGAAACCGAGCAAUGGCGCCAACCCCGGCAAAUUCGGAGGUUACCUCAAUCGGUGA